Molecule: messenger RNA, 912 nt
Organism: Rhinocladiella mackenziei CBS 650.93
Lineage: Eukaryota; Fungi; Ascomycota; Eurotiomycetes; Chaetothyriales; Herpotrichiellaceae
Exons: 1
Coding region: 1-912 (303 amino acids)
Source: RefSeq, a predicted model, not a curated record
AUGUCGUCGCCGUCGCCUGUCCGCGUUUCAAACACGCCCAAGCGUUUUCCUUUCUUUGACCUCCCGGGUGAGAUCAGAAACAAGAUAUACGACCUUAUGGUUCCAAAGAGUCGAGUUGUCAUCACAGGCAGUCAUCCUCAAAAGGAACUGGCGAAGCUGAAGUCCCAAGAGCCGUGGAAGAAACACAAGCUGCCACGGUAUCGACUGUCCGAGACGUUCACAGGAGACGCCACCGGGCUCGCUCUCCUCUUCACUUGUCGCCAGAUGAACCGGGAGGCCGUCGAAUUCAUCUACUCCAGAAUCACCUUCUGUUUCGAUAGAAUCGUCACCGUCAACAAAUUCCUCAACGUGAUUCCAACAGCUGGGGCAAGGAGCAUUGAAGACUUGGAGAUUGCUCACAAUGGAUAUGGAGAACCGCAAUGGAUGGUCGAUCGGGAGUGGAAAUUCAGAUACGAUGCGAAAUGGAGAAUGCUACUGGUCCGAAUCAAGCAGGAAGUUCCCAGUCUUCAGAGGCUGAGCGUGAACCUGACCGUUUUUGACUGGCCAUGUCGACUCGAGACGACUGAAAGAUGGGCUCGGCCUCUUCUGGACCUAGCAGGAGAUGGACUUGACCUGGCCAAUGUGAAGCUGCUCCAUGACCGAUUUCAUCCUGAGAAAACGGAAGCGGCAGCAAGAGAGCUGGAGAAUAGAAUGAUGACCCCGGAGGGCAGGAAGAAAAAGGUGCUCGAAAACAAGAGACAAGAAGAACUUGAAAGGAAGAGAAAGCAAGAGGCACGGAAGAAGGCCCAGGUGCUGGCCAUCAAAAUCCCAUUGCAGAACAAGACCAAGACCAAUAUGUCCGUCAAGAAGGUGGUGAAGAGCAAAGGAUUGCAGCAGUACUCAUGGGUGCAACCUUCUGUGGCAUAUUGCUAG